AUGGCCGCCGAUCGAUCGCCCGUCUCUCCCAUCAAGCCGGACGAGGAGUCAGCCACUACGCGCGAAGAGAUAGACAUGGACGACAACGAGCAAGAGACGGGCACCGUCUCUCCGCACGGUCACGAGACGCCCACCAAGCCGUCAGCCAAAGCACCGUCUCCGAGGCCAAGAGUGUCCUUCCAGGAAGGCCACGAAGAGAUCCCACCCACGAAGCCCCCUCGACCAUUGACCCCGAACCAGCAAGCUGAGCACACCCUGAUUGAGGCUUUCCCCACCAUCGAUGCCAAGGUCGUCAAGGCAGUGCUCACUGCCAGCGGCGGCAAGGUAGAGCCAGCCUUCAACGCGCUGCUAGGCAUGUCAGACCCCGACUUCCAUGCAGAGGAGGCAGCUCCUCCACAACCACCACGGCCCGCCCAACGCCAGCCCAUGAGUCAACUGGAAGCCGAUGAGGCUUAUGCGAGACAGCUUGCGGAGCAGUACAGCAGUGGUGGUCAGUCGACCCAGAACCGCUACAACCAACGCGAGCCUGGUCGUCGCGGCCCGAACCAGCAACGUCCGGACUACGACGACGAUGAUCGAGAGCGUAGCUUCUUUGAUGACGAUCUGCCCGAGAUCGGCAAGAACAUUCAGCAAGGUUUCUUGGAAACGCAAAAGAGGGUGAACAGCUGGAUCACACAAUUCAAGAAGAAGAUUGAUGGUGAAGAAGAGGAGGAUCUUUAUGAUGCUACCCCUUCUAACACGAGGCAGAACACAGGUCUUUCGGGCAGACAGAAUUUCGGUGCCAGCCAGAGCGAACAGCUCUAUGGUAUCAGGAGAUCUGCCGAGCAGCAGAGAAGAAGCACUGAAGCACAGCGUUACGAUGCCGAUCCACACGAGUUUGACCACGAAGAAUUCGAGCGUUUGGAGCUCCGGGAUGAUGAGGGCCCUCCGGCCCAGCCUCCUCGAACGAGCAGUCGGACCAAGGCUAAUCCUGACCUCUUCAAGUCAGGCGUUAAGCCUCCGCAAAGCGGCCCUGUAGACGAGGUUGAUGCAGCUGAGCGCCGCCAGCCUGGAAAAGAGGCGUCUGACAAGGACAAGAAGUGGCAACCAUUGACUAGCGUUGCACCACACCCCGAGGACGACAACGACCCUUUCUCGUUGGGAGACGAUGAUGAUGACAAGGACAAGAGCGAGGACUUGCGCAAGGAGGAUACCGAGAGGCUGAAGGAAUCUGCCAGAACCAGCAUUAGUGCUGGCAACACGAGCAACAAUGUAUUGAAGCCGCAAGAAAGCGAGACGAACGGAGGAGUUCGAAACAAGGAAGCCGAGGAGAUCUUGAGCGGCAAGAAAUCAUAG
Fulvia fulva is the source of this 1335-nucleotide messenger RNA. Its product is annotated as CUE domain-containing protein 5. The record is from RefSeq and is a predicted model, not a curated record. NCBI's taxonomy places the organism in Eukaryota, Fungi, Ascomycota, Dothideomycetes, Mycosphaerellales, Mycosphaerellaceae. The coding region runs from base 1 to 1335 and encodes 444 amino acids. Gene Ontology annotation, molecular function: ubiquitin conjugating enzyme binding; ubiquitin binding. Gene Ontology annotation, biological process: ubiquitin-dependent protein catabolic process. Gene Ontology annotation, cellular component: cytoplasm. The transcript is spliced from 2 exons.